UCUCCGUCCACGGUCUUGUAACGGAGUUGUCCAAUCGUGUCCAUGGGGAAAAUUUGAAGGUAGUAUCAAAACAAACCAUCGUCCACGCGUCAACUAUCAUCAUUUCUUGCGCUGUCACAUGGGUUUCUUACGAUGACAAACAGACAGGUUAUUGAUAAUGGACUUAGAGAACAAGAAAGGGGAUUAUGCUGAUGUGUAUAUUGGACCAUACAAAGCGACCAGACUUUGGAAUGAUGUCGUAUCAACCUUUCGACAAGGUGUUCCAUGUGGGCGACAUCGCCGCUACAUGCGUGCAGCAGAAAAUUGCUUUGUUGGUUCUGCCGCAGUGGACUGGUUGCUUAAUCACUUGAGACAUAAUAUAAAUUUUGGUCCAGACGUUACAAGGAAACAGACUGUGCAGCUGCUCAACAAGUUUUAUAAGGCUGGCAUCUUUGAGGAGGUGCAAGUGUCACGACGAGGGCGCAACAAACAAGAUUUCAGUGACAGUAACAGACUGUACAGAUUACUUCCGCCUUCUCCUAGCAAGAGUACAAGGGCACCACUGGUGACUGGCCCUUCCACUAAUGUCCAGUCCAGUGUAACACAGUCCGAGGCCAAAGGCACCAAGAAGGAUGAAGAGGGACACAGUUAUGAUGCUGACAUAGAGAUCCACAAGAAAAGAAAUAAUUCUAGAGAGUCCGUCAGAGAAAAGCCCUACAAAUUGGGAGCACCAGCAAAGUCUCCAUUAGAUUCACUUCCACAGUGUCACUUGGUUGGCCGCAUCCUGACCUUGCCUGAAAUUGGGGAAGUCUGGAAGACAGCUGCUCUGAGUAGGCUGAAAAAAAUCUUGGGUGAGAAUGACCUGAACGAAGUGCUGCAAGGUUACAAAGUGGAUGGAAUCAAUGUGAGGCACAACUGCAUCUUUAACAACAAGAAUGGUGUUGUCACCAACAUUCCACCUGAAGAUCAGUUACCUCAUUGGGUCAUGUCUGCUAUGAAGUGCUUGGCAAGAUGGCCAGAAAAGGUUGAAGGCGAUCUUCCAAGCUAUCCAGGGUUUGAGAAGGAUGUUUUUGGAGUUGUGAGAGAUUACUUCCUUGGACUACCAGAGCCACUUAUAAGUUACAACCUGUAUGAUGUCAUCACAAAUGUCUUUGUCCAAGUUGGCAACCAGAUACCCCGCCAUUCCUCACCUUACGCAUCAGCUUCUGCAGACCAGAAUCACUUAACUCAUAGCCUGUGGUCUUCUUCAUCACUGGAAAAUAUUAUUCUCGAUCUAGCUCGCAAAUACUGCAUGAGGGCUGACAGCAGGAUUGACCUUGCAGACAUGGCUCACAGCCAGGCAGAACAGUCCCAUCCAAGUAGAGGGGAUUCAGAUUGGAGCCACUGCAGUAAGUCUGGUUUGCAUCGGUCCUCCGACUGUCGCAUGAACCUGUUCUCUGUCGGAAGCAGCUACAAUCUCCACAGCAUGUCAGGUGGAGAUCAUUGCAUGAUGGAAAGCCAACCUGACCUCUACCGCAUAACUAACAGCCAUCCCAGUCUCUUGCGCAUGACUGACAGCCAUCCCAAUCUAUAUCGCAUGACUGACAGCCAGCCCAGUCUCUUUUGCAUGACCGACAGUCAGCCCAGCCUACAUUGCAUGACUGAUAGUUGCAGGGACCUGAGCGGGAAGAUGAGGCAUUGUGGGAAGAGAGUUCAUAGCAACAGGCAUGCCUCUUCCUACUCCAGGUGUGGUGGUGUUUCAGCUUCAGCUCUCUCAUUUGCAGGAACAUCUUUCCCAGGUGGCAGAUUGGGGCCCUCAAACUUUAAUGAAAGCAGAAAAUUUCGAUCAACUCCAGACCUGCAGGUAACUCACUAUGAGACCGCUUUUGGGCCUGAGAAUCAAACAGUGACACGAGUGUAUUACAGUCAUGGUGUUUCCUCAGACUUUCACCAUGGAAGUUCAAAGAGAGAUCUCAGCGCUCCUGUAGAGACUCAUUUUGAUGUUGCUACAGGGUGUGGAGAUUCUCAAAAUCAUCGCACCAGCUUUGAAAGGUUUGAUGUUCCUGGCAAUGCAUCUAGUGGUUGCACAGAAACCUUGAGAGCUGCUACUGGGCGUGGCAAUUUGCAGACAGGAGUGUGUCGACAAGAAACUGAUGUACCCAGUAUAUCCCCACAUGCGGCAUCUCAUGUUAGCCAAAACUUUUUCCCAGGGAAGACCCGGACAAUAGGCCCAGCACAUCGUAGAACCAGAGCUGAACGUCACAAAACAUUUGGUGGUUCACAGUUUGAUUUUAAAGAGGGAGAAGAAGUUCAGCGAGGGAUGAAUGCAGCAGCAAGGCAACUGUCUGCAUCAACCCCUUUUCUGCCAACCAUUGGAGAAAAUGACAGCCAGGGACCAAAUUUGGUGACCAUAAGAUCAAAACUGCCAGGCUGGAGGAGUGACCAAAAAAGUUCUUCUAGCAAGAAAACAACAUCACUCUUUGUCCGAUUUCCCCAGUCCAGCCUUUGUGAGGAGAGGGUAACAAAGGCUCUUCAGGUUGUCUGUCUGUUCCUGCCGCCUGCUUCACGCCGCAAGCUGCAGUUUCUUCUGAAGCUCUUGAGCAAGAUGGCUGCAAACUCUCUUCUUGUUCUUGACCACGACCAGUCAACUCGAAGUUUGGUGCUGGGGACAUUCCAGAAGGCAGUUCUCUGCUCUCCUGAAGAGCCAGACCUAGAUGAGGUCUUGGUGCUACAGCUACUGUCGUUCAUGGUGGAUCACCAUGCGCACAUCUUGGCUGUACCCCAGGAUAUGAAAGAUGCUGUUGAGGACCGACUGAGAGCACUUGAAAAACCACAGAUUGUAUACUCGCCACGUGAUCCUGGGUCUUUGCGCUUCUGUCGACCCACAACAGUUGAGCAGUAUGAGACCACUAAGCAGGAAUAUUCCAGACAGGCUCUUUUCAGCUUGCUGGACACCAUUGUUCGUGAUCAGAACAUGUCAGAGAAGGAGAAAAAACGACGUCUCAAACAGUUUCAGAGAAGUCAUCCUGACAUUUACAAACAACGAUUUCCAUCAGAGGAGAGUGCCAACCCUCCAGAACAUCAGCCAAAAAUAAAACCACCUUUGCUGUCAAAACCACUUCUCAGGCUAAAAGGACUUCGCAUUUAAAUGUUUUUAAUGCAGUUUAGAUAUGUUAUCCAUUGUUGUACAAAGAGACACUAUGUAAGCCAUUUUUGAUUAUGAAAUUAAAAUUUUAUUAUUUAAAGCAACAUUUGAAAUGGAAUUUAAAUGGCUUCUGUGUUCCAUGUCUGUAAAUACUUUCCUUGAAUUUUUUUCUUGUUGGACAUCACAAAAUUGAAAAGCAACAACUCUGUAGCCUAAAAAAAUUCUGAUGCAUGGUCAGAAUAGUCAUAUUUUGGCUCUGGAUCUGCAUUGAGAAAAAUGAAAUUUUGAUUACACAUUGGCCGAAUAAGAACAAGCUCAAAACCAGUUUUCUUCUCUGCCCACCUUAUCCCUACAACUGAACCAGCUCUCACUUGUAAAUUAAAAAACAAAUCUUCAAUGAUGAUGCCUGUAAAAAACAUAUCUGAGAGUUCCUUUUACGGGUUUAAAGAAUAAAAAGCUUGAUCAUUACACUUUUAAUCAAAACAAAACCACAGUUCUUCUAAAAGUAGUUAUUAGUUCACUGUCACUUUCAAUUAUGAUAUCGGCAUUGUUGUGGUUUGCUGUAUAUAUUUUGAAAUUGUAAUGUGCUUGAUAAUAUAUUGGUUGACCUUUGUGGUGAACUAUCAUGAAAGUAAUACUUGUUUUGUGCAUGUUUGCUUUUUAUUAUAUGUAAUAGAAUGUCACGUUUUUACUUCCAUUCCUUUUGUAUGUGUUGUAUGUGAUAUUCCUUUCGAUGCUUCACUGCUGUAUUGCAAAGUUUUCAUAUUCUUGUUUUGUUGGCAUCUCAAUUGUUUCCCUGUGAAUAAACACCUACUGUUCUUGUCUUUCCGUGUACACAGGGUUUCGUCACAGGGCACUUCAAGACAGGUGUCUUGGGAAAGACUUUACACACCAUACAACUCAGAGAAAUUUCACAAUAGUUCAUAGCUUCAUUUAAGAUUUGGCAUCAAAAAAGAGUGUGGAUGGGACGAGUGCCUGAAUGGAUAAUGUGUGUGCACUAGGUUCCGGACAUUUCAACUGGAGUUUUUAUGCCCAAGGUCAGAGUUAUUAGGUAUGCUGCAGUGUAAAAUAAAUAUACGUGAUAUUUAAACGUGAAGAUUACAUGUUGGGAUCGUAAUUAGGCAUGCACUAUCAGGAGAGUUCAGUCAACUUCCUUUGAGCAGCCAAUUCUGUUCCUGCACGCAGGACCAACAAAUUAAGGCCGUCCUUUGUUUUGGCAACUUCUGAAUGUUUUGGUAUAUAAAUGAAUUCUAUAUGCAGAUCUGAAUCGUGUAUGUACAAAGGUCUGUCAGGUGUGGCAGGCAUGAAUGUCCGACAGUAUCGAUGCAUUGUGUGGUUCUAAGCUGCAAUUACCCUCAUCCUAAGACAUGACUGAGUUGUGACAUUUUUCCUUGGUCUUCAUUUAACAAAAUAUGCUUUUCAUAAAUCAAAAUGUGCGUGUGGGUAUAUAAGCGUGAUAGUUAAUAUAAGUAUAUCUUAAAAGUGCCAUAAUCGUUGGUAAGGAUUAAAAAAACUGCAUUGUAUACAUUUUAAUUGUUCAGCCCCGAUUUAUGUGGGCCGUGAAAUUUUUUUCUGCCACAUUCUCAUUAGAUCCUACUUUUAACCACUUCUUCAGCACAAUUCCCAGUUUUUGUGAUUUAAGUUUAUUUAUAAUAUAUUUUGUGAUUGAAAGCAUGCUUCUCUUGGUUUUUAAUGAUCUUAUGCUUUUCCUAUUCUGCUCUUUUUUUUGUAAAUAUUGUUUUUGAAGCUUCCAUUGUGACAGAAAACUACUUUUCUUAUAAUUUAAACAUUCUAGCCUACAUUCCAGAAGUUUGAAAAGCUGAAUUUAGUUGUCAGACGAUUUGAAAAUAUUUCAAAUGCAAAUCCUAUACUUUCUGGAUGCCUGGUGAUGCUGUAAGAAAACUGCAUGCCACUAUUGUGCUUGUAAUAAACAUGCCAGAUAAUCUUUAGUGCAGAAACUGUA
This is a messenger RNA of Pomacea canaliculata, 5066 nucleotides long. Its product is annotated as DEP domain-containing protein 1B-like. The coding region runs from base 158 to 3106 and encodes 982 amino acids. Gene Ontology annotation, biological process: intracellular signal transduction. The transcript is spliced from 12 exons. NCBI's taxonomy places the organism in Eukaryota, Metazoa, Mollusca, Gastropoda, Architaenioglossa, Ampullariidae. The record is from RefSeq and is a predicted model, not a curated record.